CAAUAGGAGGGGGACAGCCACAGCUCUGCCCUUGUCAUAAACUGGCACGUUGGAUGGUCGGAACAUGAGCAUGGUUUGGUUAGGUCAAAGUUCAGCUGCUGUCUAAGUUUUCAGAAGAGAAAGGCCUUGAACGGAGGAAGAAUGAAAAAAAAUAUGUAACAAAAAAAUGAGACAAACAAGGGAUUAAAAGAGGUUGGGGAAAAUAGUAAACUUGGUAACACUUGGUACUUUAAGCACUUAUCUGUCAUGCAUUGUUCGUACAUUCAUAGUUCAUUCAUAAGGCUUUAUAGAAGAUAUUCCUGUAUGAAUGUUUCUCAUCAUGUAUGACAACUUAUGACAAGGAUCAAUAGAAUAAGUCUAGUUCUGACAUUUUUCACCUUAUAAAAUGGUGAAAAUUAAAAUAUAAGAAGUAUAGAACAAAGUGUUUCUCAAUUGCACUUGGCCUGCCCUGUUGGUUUGAGGAGGUGUGUCAGGUAGAUGAGACGGGGAAGUCAGACCCAUGGCUGAGACAGGGAGGUGAGACGGGAAGGCAACCUCCGCCAGCUGGAGCGAACUGGCCACGACGUAACAGCAGAUCAAUGAUUGACUGUUGGCAGUAGCUCUAUGUGAUUUCCAAACCUCGAGGACGCAAGGGGCUGAUGUAAACACUCCACAGGCCAAGCCUCCCCCUCUUCCCCUACUCUGCCCAUGUCCUCCCCCGCCUUCCCCAGGACGUCCCGCUGUAUAAAGAGAAGCAGGUUUCUGCGCUGAAGUUAGAAGAGCUGAUGAGUGACAGCUGAAGAGACCCGCACAAACGACUGAGACUCCCAGACAUCCUUGUUACCUACCCUCGAUCACAUCGCACUCUCUCCGUACCCUGUCAUGCCACCUCAGCUGCAGUCCCAGAACCAGAGCGGCCCGCGGGUCCUCCAGGGCGACUUGAGCUCCCUCAGUCCGGCCCUUAGGGAGUUCGUGGAGGCCAACGUCACUUUGUGCCAGCCUGACUCCUUGCACAUCUGUGAUGGCUCUGACGAGGAGAACCGAGCCAUCCUGACCCAGCUGGAGGAGCAGGGGAUGAUCAAGAAGCUCGCCAAAUACGAGAACUGCUGGUUGGCCAGGACCGACCCGAGGGACGUGGCCCGUGUGGAAAGCAAGACAGUGAUUGUCACCAGAGAACAGAGGGACACAGUGCCGACACCCCAGGACGGCGGUGUGAGCCAACUGGGCCGCUGGAUGUCCCUCGAGGAGUUUGAUAAAGCCAUGAACCUGCGCUUUCCAGGCUGCAUGAAAGGUCGCACCAUGUAUGUGAUCCCCUUCAGCAUGGGUCCAGUGGGUUCCCCCUUGUCCAAGAUCGGCGUUGAGCUGACUGACUCUCCCUACGUAGUGGCCAGUAUGAGAGUGAUGACUCGGAUGGGGAAGGCCGUCUUGUCCGCUCUGGGGAACGGCGAGUUCGUCAGAUGCCUGCACUCAGUCGGAUGUCCACUGCCAGUCAAAAAGCCUCUGGUGAACAACUGGCCCUGCAACCCAGAGCAGACGCUGAUCGCCCAUAUUCCAGACCGCCGACAGAUUGUCUCAUUCGGCAGCGGUUACGGGGGAAACUCCCUCUUAGGAAAAAAGUGCUUCGCCCUGCGCAUUGCGUCCCGCAUCGCCAAAGAGGAAGGCUGGCUCGCUGAGCACAUGCUGAUUCUCGGCAUCACAAACCCUGCGGGGGUGAAGAAGUACAUGGCAGCGGCGUUCCCGAGUGCUUGCGGAAAGACAAACCUGGCCAUGCUCUGUCCCACGCUUCCGGGUUGGAAAGUUGAAUGUGUUGGGGACGACAUUGCCUGGAUGAAGUUUGAUGAUCAAGGACGUCUCCGUGCCAUCAACCCUGAGAACGGCUUUUUUGGAGUCGCUCCUGGCACCUCUGGCAAAACCAACCCCAAUGCCAUGGCAACCAUCAUCAAGAACACCAUCUUCACCAACGUUGCAGAGACCAGCGACGGCGGAGUGUACUGGGAGGGCAUGGACGAAACUCUGCCGGAGGGAGUCACUGUCACUUCCUGGAAGAACCGACCCUGGAGCACCAAGGAUGAUGAACCCUGCGCUCACCCCAAUUCUCGCUUCUGCACUCCGGCUGACCAGUGCCCCAUCAUCGACCCUCUCUGGGAAUCCCCCGAGGGCGUCCCCAUCGAGGCCAUCAUCUUUGGGGGUCGCAGGCCUGAGGGUGUGCCUCUAGUGUACGAGGCGUUCAGCUGGCAACACGGCGUGUUUGUUGGUGCUGCGAUGAGGUCAGAGGCCACGGCUGCAGCUGAGCACAAAGGAAAAGUCAUUAUGCACGACCCCUUCGCCAUGCGUCCCUUCUUCGGCUACAACUUUGGUCAGUACCUGUCACACUGGCUCAGCAUGGCCAAGCGUCCCGGGGCCAAACUUCCUAAGAUCUUCCAUGUCAACUGGUUCCGCAAGAGCCCGACCACUGGCUUCCUGUGGCCCGGCUUUGGCGACAACAUCCGUGUUCUGGAUUGGAUGUUCAGACGGGUGACUGGCGAGGCUGAGGCCAAGUCCUCGCCUGUCGGCCUCCUGCCUUGCAGAGACUCUCUGAAUCUGGAUGGGUUGAAGGAAGAUGUGGACCUGGAUCAGCUCUUCUUGCUGGAUCAGGAGUUCUGGCGAAAGGAGGUGAAGGAGGUGGGCAGCUACUUCCAAUCGCAGGUGAACCAUGACCUGCCGGUAGAAGUGUCUCAGCAGUUAGAACUGCUGUCCAUCAGAGUCGAGAAGAUGUGAAAAGUCUUGGGUCUUAGUUUGUAGACUGGAAUCCAUCUGUAAUUCUAGUCCAUAAUUUCUCAGAUCUUCUGUGAACGAUCGAAUGUUUUUCACUAAUGAAUCUUUGGGGGAUGUAAUUCAGUGGCCUAUCAGGGCAGCCAUGAAGGCGGGAGGAGCGCCUCCAUCCUCCCACACUUGUCACUGCUGCUGCGGUGGUCUAUUUAAUAAGUUAUUAAUAAUGAAGCAUCAUUAUCAGUGAUGGAUUCGCUGUUUUAAUAUUAUUUUUGUAUGUAUUUGUUUGUUUGUUGUUUUCUGAACUGGUGAAAAAGAAAUAAAAUGAUUUUCUUUUA
Messenger RNA from Synchiropus splendidus (mandarinfish), 3065 nucleotides. It is a transcript of the gene pck1, whose product is annotated as phosphoenolpyruvate carboxykinase 1 (soluble). Gene Ontology annotation, molecular function: phosphoenolpyruvate carboxykinase (GTP) activity; GTP binding; manganese ion binding. The record is from RefSeq and is a predicted model, not a curated record. Gene Ontology annotation, biological process: cellular response to dexamethasone stimulus; propionate catabolic process; response to starvation. Gene Ontology annotation, cellular component: mitochondrion; cytosol. Lineage: Eukaryota; Metazoa; Chordata; Actinopteri; Syngnathiformes; Callionymidae. The transcript has 10 exons. Bases 862 to 2736 code for a protein of 624 amino acids.